Pisolithus orientalis is the source of this 648-nucleotide messenger RNA. RefSeq lists its product as uncharacterized. Gene Ontology annotation, molecular function: structural constituent of ribosome. Gene Ontology annotation, cellular component: mitochondrial small ribosomal subunit; ribosome. The transcript has 3 exons. Gene Ontology annotation, biological process: translation. Bases 90 to 392 code for a protein of 100 amino acids. The record is from RefSeq and is a predicted model, not a curated record. NCBI's taxonomy places the organism in Eukaryota, Fungi, Basidiomycota, Agaricomycetes, Boletales, Pisolithaceae.
CCCCGGCGCGAUUUCGUGUUUACCCGGCGCCUGCCGAAUCAUUUGACAUUUAUUUACAACCUUGGACAACCAAGCUCUCGCCGCCAGCCAUGCCCAACAUCCGUGUCCUACGGGACAUCAAGGCUCGCGAACUCGUCAAGGCAAACGAAGUCAUUCGCCGCGCUUAUCUGUACGUAGCCCGCAAUGAAAGUCUUCCGCCACAAGUGCGCCAUCAGGCACAGCUGCAGUUGAAUACCUUUGGGAGGUACACUCGACCCACCACUGUUAAAAAUCGCUGCUCCGAGUCUGGCCGCGGGCGAGGCAUUAUGAGUGAAUUUGCACUUUGCAGAUACCAAUUCCGGUUGAAAGCAUUAAACAAUGAGAUCCCUGGUGUCCGCAAGGCUUCAUGGUAGUUGUUCCCUCUUUGGGGAGUGAUGCUGCCAUUCGUUAUCGCGCGCCCAUUUUUAUCCAAGUAUAAUAUGUCUGUGCCAUACAGAUCCCUUCGAAGUUGAAUGAGCAUAAUGUUUUAAAAACCCAAAUCCUGUAUUUCUCCGUGCAAGCUGAUUGAUUUCUACCGAGCUGUUCAUUCAUGAUACUGAACGGUAAAGCGUAAUACAUGUACAUGCUACUAGGCUACUAAUAUCUUGAGAGAGAGCAGACUACGCAACG